Molecule: messenger RNA, 1260 nt
Organism: Marmota flaviventris (yellow-bellied marmot)
Lineage: Eukaryota; Metazoa; Chordata; Mammalia; Rodentia; Sciuridae
Gene: Fmo2
Product: flavin containing dimethylaniline monoxygenase 2
Molecular function (GO): NADP binding; N,N-dimethylaniline monooxygenase activity; flavin adenine dinucleotide binding
Source: RefSeq, a predicted model, not a curated record
AUGGCAAAGAAGGUGGCAGUGAUCGGAGCCGGGGUCAGCGGCCUGGUCUCGCUGAAGUGCUGUGUGGACGAGGGGCUGGAGCCCACUUGCUUUGAGAGGACAGAAGACAUCGGUGGGCUGUGGAGGUUCAAGGAAAACGUAGAAGAUGGCCGAGCAAGUAUCUACAGAUCCGUCAUCACCAACACCAGCAAGGAAAUGUCCUGUUUCAGUGACUUUCCCAUGCCUGAAGAUUUCCCAAACUUCCUACACAAUUCCAAACUUCUGGAAUAUUUCAGGAUUUUUGCCAAAAAGUUUGAUCUUCUAAAAUACAUCCAAUUCCAGACGACCGUCCUCCAUGUGAAAAGACGCCCGGAUUUCUCAUCCUCUGGCCAGUGGGAAGUUGUCACCCAGAGCAGCGGCAAGGAGCAAAGCGCCAUUUUUGAUGCAGUCAUGGUUUGCAGUGGCCAUCACAUCCUGCCCCACAUGCCCCUGCAGUCCUUUCCAGGUAUCGAGAGGUUCCAAGGCCAGUAUUUCCAUAGCCGGCAAUACAAGCGCCCAGCUGGAUUUGAGGGCAAACGCAUCCUGGUGAUUGGAAUUGGAAACUCGGCCUCGGACAUUGCUGUUGAGCUGAGCAAGGAGGCUGCGCAGGUAUUUAUCAGCACCAGAAAAGGCUCCUGGGUCUUGAGCCGAAUCUCUGAAGAUGGUUAUCCUUGGGACUCUGUGUUCCACACUAGAUUCAGCACCAUGCUCCGGAAUGUUCUGCCACGGGCCAUUGUCAAAUGGAUGUGGGAGCAACAGAUGAAUCGGUGGUUCAACCACGAAAAUUAUGGUCUUCAGCCUCAAAACAAAUACCUCCUGAAAGAACCCGUCCUGAAUGAUGACCUCCCAAGCCGCAUACUCUACGGAGCUGUCAAGGUGAAACCCAGGGUGACGGGGCUCACCGAAACCUCUGCCAUUUUUGAGGAUGAGACGGUAGAAGAGGACAUCGAUGUCAUUGUCUUCGCCACAGGAUACACCUUCGCUUUCCCUUUCCUGGAAGAGUCCCUCGUCAAGGUGGAGGAUAACAGGGUCUCGCUGUAUAAAUACAUGUUCCCCCCGCAGCUGGAGAAGGCCACCCUCGCGUGCAUAGGUCUCAUCCAGCCCCUGGGGUCCAUCUUCCCAACCGUUGAGCUCCAGGCACGCUGGGCGACACGCGUUUUCAAAGGCUUGUGCAGCUUGCCCACAGAGAAGACCAUGAUGGAGGACAUCGUCACCAGGAAUGAAAGAAGAAUUGACCUGUAA